Messenger RNA from Drosophila subpulchrella, 2513 nucleotides. RefSeq names its product coiled-coil domain-containing protein 186 (gene Golgin104). The coding region runs from base 107 to 2434 and encodes 775 amino acids. The transcript is spliced from 7 exons. Gene Ontology annotation, cellular component: trans-Golgi network. Gene Ontology annotation, molecular function: small GTPase binding. Gene Ontology annotation, biological process: vesicle cytoskeletal trafficking. The record is from RefSeq and is a predicted model, not a curated record. NCBI's taxonomy places the organism in Eukaryota, Metazoa, Arthropoda, Insecta, Diptera, Drosophilidae.
AAAUUAACAGCUGCUUUGCAAAUAUCAAAACUUUUGUUGUAUAGCGAGAAGUACGCGAAAUUCUUUUGUAAAAUUUAAACAAAUGAUAAAAUAACCCAAAGAAAUUAUGGAACCAGCUGAGGCAACAAAGCCGGCUGAGGUGGAGAGUCCGGCCAAGGUGGAAAACGGCGAUUCCAGCCGGGAUUUGGGCCAUGUUGAGGAGAAAACAAGUGAAGACGUGGAACAGAAAACGGAUUUUAUUGAACAGCAGCUGGAAGAAAGCGAUUCACAAAGUGAGCCUUCUGGAGGCCAAUUAGCGGACCAUGAUGAGGCCAAAAUGGAGCAGGAUCUCAAGGAAGCCGUGCUCGAGCAAAUGCCAAUUGAAGAGGAAGGACUCAGCUUGCGUUACAAGGAUCUGCAGGCCCAGGAAAUUGAGGAGGAACUGCAGCAGAAUAUUUCGAAACCCCUGCAAAACGACAUCCUGUCCCAUGUCCAUUGUCUGGCCCAGUUGGAGGAGCAGCGGCGCAACUACGAACAGCAGUUGGAGCAACUGCGCACCUCCAACAUGCAAAAGGACAACAUGAUCACACUCAUCCAGCGGGAGAACGCCAUUCUCGGCAAGGAGAAACAGGCCUGCCGCAAGGAAAUGGACACGGCCAACAGGGAGAAGGAGGCCACCGUCAUCAAGUUUGCCAUGAAGGAGAAGCUACUCAUAGACGCCAAGAAGGAGAAGGAGGCGGUGGAGAAGCAGCUGGCCGAGGCCAAGAAGGAGGUCAAGAAUGUGUCCACCAGAUUCCUGGCUGUGAGCGAGGAGAAGUCCCGCAUGACGUACAUCAUCGAUGACAAGUGCAACGAAGUCAGGAAGUAUCAGCGGGAGUGCGAAAAGUACAAAACGGAACUGGGUCACUUGGAGUCCAAGCUGAAGUAUCACAUUAACAAACUCAACAUCGAAACAGAAGCCAAGGCGGUUGUAGAACGCAAACUGGAAGAAGAGAAGAAUGCACCCAAUAAGAUGGAAGAAAAGGCCAAUGAAAAGCUAAAAGUGGAAUUUGAAGCCAACACAAUACUCUUGAAACACGAGAUUACCAGCAAGACUGAGGCUCUGGAUAAAGUCACCAAAGAGCAGCUAAAACUAAGCGAAGCCAACAAGGAAUUGCAACAUCAACUUCAGGAGAUUACCGCAGAGCACAACCAGCUUACAGAGGAAUUUAAUCGUUUAAGAGAUCUGCAUAAUUCCGUAGAAGCUUCCUACAGCAAUGAGCUACUUAACUCUGCAAAACUCAGGGGACAACUAGAAGAACUCCAGCUUCUACGUACCCAAAACACCAUAAACGAAGAAAAGCUGUCGGAGGAACAACAGCGAGUCCAACAACUGGAGGCCUUGGCCCAAGACAACGAAUCGGACCUGAAGCAACUGAAAGUUAAAAAACAGGAGCUGCUUACUAUAAACAAGGAGAUGAGUGAGCUUAUUGUGCAACUGCAGAAUGACAUUUGUUUGGCGGAGGCCAAGGCCCAAGGACUCGAUGCUGAAAACAAGUUACUGAAGCAGGAGAAGCUUUCCUACGAUUCCAAGUACAAUCAACUGGAGCAGCAGCUUAGUUUAGAGGCGUCCGAGAAGAGCGAGGAGCGACUGCUGUUGGCCAAGCAUUUAUCUGAAAAGACCAAGCUGUACGAGCUGACCAAGCAGAAGCUGGAGGAUGUCCAAGGAGACUACGAGGCCACCCAGCACAAGCAUGCCACCGUGCUGAAAGAGCUUCAUCGGGAGCUGAACAAGUACAAAAGGGGAGUUACGGAAUCUAAGACUCCCAUCAGCUACUGCAGCAAUUGCCAGCAGGCAAUCAAUGGCUACCCCGCGGAAAAUCCUCCACAGCGUAGUCACAGUCGUUCCAGUAGCCACGGCAGCCUGCACAGCGGCAGUCGGCGGGCCAGCGAGUCCUCCGAAUCGGAAACGGUGGCCAGUAGUGCCACAACUGUGCAACAGCCGCCACCGCAGCAAGACCUUCAAGCGGUACCGUCCAAAAAAGUACUCGUGGAGCGGAUUCUGCGUCUCCAGCAGGCCACGGCCCGCCAAACGGAGCGCAUCGAGUUCCUGGAAAAUCACACGGCCGCUCUGGUGUCCGAGGUGCAGAAGAAAUCCAAGGUGGUGCAGCACUACAUGCUCAGGGAUCAGACCGCGGGCGCACUGACCACGUCUCGCAGCGAUCAAAACAAAAGCGAGCUGGUCAAGUACGGAAAUGGCAUCAUGGCGGCGAUCUAUGGCGGAUCCUCGAAGGCGGGCGGCGAAAGCAAGGCCAUGUCCUUGGAACUCUCCUUGGAGAUCAACAAGAAGUUACAAACUGUGCUGGAGGACACGCUGCUGAAGAAUAUCACGCUGAAGGAAAACCUCGAUGUGUUGGGUAUCGAAGUGGACAAUCUCACGAGGAAACUACGCUCCCUGGAGAUGGGUAGCAAGUAAGAGCCAGUCUUCUUAAAAUCUGUAUUCCAUUCCAUAGUAACCCUUGUAUAAAUAGUGUACAAAUCGUAUGUUCUUAUGU